AUGAACAAAUAUAUCGUUUUGUAUCCCUUAUUCGGUGUUCUUAUUUUAUCGGCUUUGCUUCAUGUAUAUUUUAUGACGAAUGUUCAACAAUCAACCCCGAGGUUUAAAAGCGCAGCAACUCACGGAAAAUUGAUAACUCAAACGGAGACCACUAACAGUAUAUAUCAUGGGAAACGGAAGACGAGGGUUGGACUAAAAAAUGGAUACCAUUCAUUGAAAAGGGACGACGUAUCUCAAAUCCAGACAGGUGACAGGAAAAAUAGAAAACAAUUAGCUCUGAGGUCUAACAGCGAAAGAGUACUAAACAAAUUGAUGAAACCUUCAAUUCAAACGAAAGGCACUUACCAAUUAGAUGAUCCCGAGGAGAAUGGAAAUCAUUUACUGAAAAAGGACGAAAUAUCGCAAAUCGAGACAGGUACCGAGAAAAAAAGGACACAUUUUCUGGGAUUAAAGGGAGCUUGGGGUCGGUUGGGUAAUCAUAUGUUUUUCUACGCUUCCUUAAGAGGAAUAGGGGACGCUAUCAACUAUACACCCAUUUUAAGUAGAACAGAUCCUAUACUUAAAUUGUUUGAAAUUAAUUUAAAUAAUUCUGUCGACAAAUUUACCCUGAACAAUAAUGUUGUGAAAGGUGAAAAAUGUAUAGGAAUUUUUACCAAAGAUCUGAUGUCACCCAUAAAUAAAACAACUAAUAUAACAGUGUUUGGAUACUUACAAUCGUUUAAAUAUUUCCAAAAAAUAGAAUCGGAUAUCCGAAAGGAGUUUAUCCUGAAAGCGGACAUCAAGGCUCGGGUCAAACAUAUCUUUAAUACACUUAACAUAUCACAUCGAAUAAAGGUUGGAGUUCAUGUUAGAAGAGGUGAUUUUGUGAAUAGAAAAGGAACCACGGUAGCUACCCCUUCGUAUUUUUACAAAGCUAUGAAUAUACUGAGACAAAAUUUAACAAAUCCAAUAUUUGUCGUGUGUUCAGAAGAUAAGAAAUGGGUGACAGAUCAUUUACAAUUUAACGAUUCGGUUAUUGUUCAUGAAAGUGUAGAAGUUGAUUUUGGAGUAUUAAUGAGUUGUGAUCAUAGUAUAAUAUCAUCUGGAACUUUUGGUUGGUGGACUGCCUAUUUAACGAAAGGUACCACCAUUUAUUUUAAGGGAUUUCCCUCACCCCCUCUCCUUGGAUGUAUCAUUCCUCCAGACUAUUAUCCAUCUCAUUGGAUUGGACUCGAGUAAUCCAUUUAUUUGAAUUCAACUCAAAAUAUCUAAUUAGCACGGACUCCAAUAUUCCAUCUAAUUGGAUUAAUCUAGUUAUCUUGGACUCAAAUAAUUAAUCUAAAUCGAUUGGACGAUAAUAAUUUAAUUUGAAAUAUUUUACUACAAUAAAUUAAACCUCUGUGAGCCAUUGGUGUGUGUAGAAAACUAUCAAUUUUAAUGACACACAACUGUUCGAAUGAUAGAAAAUGAGGACAGACGUAUGUGCGUAGGAUUCCUAUAAAUCGAGGACAUAUCGAUUGAUGUAUUUCCAAUCGUAGGCGUGAUCUGUCUACCUGGAAGUAAUUUCGUUCUCUGAAGACUGGACUACAUUAUAAAUUACAAAAAUACAAAUACUAAUUGAAGGUGGGGCCAAUGUCAUAUACUACUAACACACUGACCCUACCCACCUCAACUGAAGGUGGGGCCAAUGUCAUAUACUACUACCACACUGACCCUACCCACCCCCAAUUAAGGAUAUAUAGAGAAUCUCCUACCAGUCUUUUUUGAUAUCAAAAAAUAUCAACACAAGUUGAUAAAGUAACAAAAAACGAGGCUCUGCCGAGUUUUUUUUACUUUAUCAACGAUUGUUGAUAUUUUUUGAUAUAAAAAAAGACGAGUAGGAGAUUUUAUUUAUCACCCAAUCCCUUCUUACAUGCACAAAUAGAUAAAUAUAAUUCUUUGCUGUAGAUUUAACUUUUUACUGGACAUUAUGGCGUAGAGAUACAUCAUUUUUUGACAGCAAUUCAACCAUUGCAAAGUCCUUUAUAUUGACCCAGUGUUUCCAUCAAGGUCAAUUGAAUAACAAUAGUUCAUUUUUAAUAUUAAAAAAAGUUACUUUUAAUAAGAAAUGAACUGUUCUUUGAAAAUAAAAAAAAGUAGUUCCUUUUCAACUGACCAAUCAAAUUCAUGUAAAGCGAUAUCUCCUAAGGAGAUAUAGCAGUAGAUUAUGAAAUAUAUCACACAAACGAUAUCUACUGUAGAAUGUAUUAUUAGGUGAUAAUAUUCGAUAAAUAGCUGGUAUAGUACAGCAGAAAUCUUAAUUUACCUGACAUAUCCAAAUACAUUAAGAAUUUAGGUCACACACGCGUGUGUCUGAUUACUACAGAUAGAAGACAUUUUGGUUCUUUUAUUAACAACUGUAGACAUUUUAAGUCCUAUUAAACAUCUGGCCCACUAUUUAACAAAUGGUUGUAUUGGUCUGUUAUCAGCUUUCUAUGUAACAAUAACUUAGAAGAAAUAAACUUCCAAUCAAAAAUCAAUCCGCCAUUUUAUAACGUACGUACUGAUCACGUGAUUGUGUGUACACGAUUAUUUUGAGGUUAACACGUCAUACCCACCACAUAUACUGUACCGUCAACCGAGGAGAGAGGGAGAAAGGGAAAGAGAGAGCGAGAGAGACGUUGUUUAACGUCCACUUGACACAAACUAGGUCAUUUCGGGACUAACAUGGUUCAAUUUUAUUUCAAUAAUUCGCUUGCGCGUAGGGAUCUUUAGCAGUGGGAGGACCCGGAGAAAACCAACGAGGUUGGACAGGCGAUUCUACUCCUUGGCACGUACAAUCGGGAAUCGAAACCACGCCUGUUGACUCAAUGACAGUCUCUAUGAUACAGCGCGCACGUGCUAACCAUUCAGCCA
This is a messenger RNA of Patella vulgata (common limpet), 2874 nucleotides long. RefSeq names its product galactoside alpha-(1,2)-fucosyltransferase 2. Gene Ontology annotation, cellular component: membrane. Gene Ontology annotation, molecular function: galactoside 2-alpha-L-fucosyltransferase activity. Gene Ontology annotation, biological process: carbohydrate metabolic process. The transcript has a single exon. The coding region runs from base 1 to 1218 and encodes 405 amino acids. NCBI's taxonomy places the organism in Eukaryota, Metazoa, Mollusca, Gastropoda, Patellidae. The record is from RefSeq and is a predicted model, not a curated record.